Thlaspi arvense is the source of this 363-nucleotide messenger RNA. NCBI's taxonomy places the organism in Eukaryota, Viridiplantae, Streptophyta, Magnoliopsida, Brassicales, Brassicaceae. The record is from the annotation of a GenBank genome assembly.
ACGAUUUAUGCGACGAUAGAAAAAUUUGUCGAUUCCUUUUCUGGCUUCCUCUCCGGCACUGCCUCAGGCUACGGCGAUGAGUUUCGCUUGUGCGCCGUCGACAUCAUGUCGGGAUGUGAGGAAGAGCUUGCAGAAGCCCAGAAAGGCCAAGACGAAGGGCAUAAGAAGGAAUGCAUCAUGCGCCUAUUAGUGGGCUCUUCUUCGGUGGUUAAUGAUUCAAGUCCGAUGAAACUAAGGGAGAAGAUCUAUCUCCUUGCUGUUGGUGUGCUCUUCUUUCUUUCUCUGGUUUUUAAGGUUGAACCGGAGUGCAGACAGGCUCAGACACAUGUGCAUGUUUCCCUGAUCUUCAGUGAGCUUGUUUAG